AGAUAUGAAUAGGAGUAGUAAUAGAUUUACCCAAUGAAAUUACAGACUAUAUAUUACGCCAGCCAAUGAAAUUUCGACACGACAAGCACUGAUCAGUAAGUAGAAAGUACACGCGUAUGGGCAUUCAGCACUUUAUUUGACAGGUGGAAAAGAAAUAAGUUGAAGAUUUCAAGAAAUCGUGAAAAGACUCAAGUAGAGUUUACAGAUUCAAAAUGAAGAAGUUAUUAUAUUUAGGGUUAGCCAUUUUGUUGGUAACAUGGGUUAGGGCUGAUGAUGAUGAAGGUGAAAAGAAAAAAGACAAGGAAAGUGUUGGAACUGUGAUUGGGAUUGAUCUUGGAACCACAUAUUCAUGUGUUGGUGUGUUUAAAAAUGGACGUGUUGAAAUCAUAGCCAAUGACCAGGGAAACCGUAUCACCCCUUCGUAUGUUGCUUUUACCGCAGAAAGUGAGCGUUUAAUUGGAGAUGCUGCCAAGAACCAGCUGACCUCCAACCCAGAGAACACAAUUUUUGAUGUCAAGCGCUUGAUUGGCCGUACAUGGGAUGACAAAUCAGUCCAAAAAGACAUUCAGUAUUAUCCUUUCCAAGUCACCAAUAAAAAUGGUAAACCUCAUAUCAGUGUGAAAGUUAGUGGCGAAAACAAGCUGUUUGCUCCCGAGGAGGUGUCUGCUAUGGUUCUUGGAAAAAUGAGAGAAAUCGCUGAAGGAUUCUUGGGCAAAAAAAUCAUCAAUGCUGUCAUCACUGUUCCUGCUUACUUCAAUGAUGCUCAGCGCCAGGCCACAAAGGAUGCUGGUGUCAUUGCUGGUCUUAAUGUUAUGAGAAUUAUCAAUGAACCAACUGCUGCUGCUAUUGCAUACGGUCUGGACAAAAGGGAGGGAGAAAAGAAUAUUCUGGUUUUUGAUCUUGGUGGCGGCACCUUUGAUGUAUCUCUGCUGACCAUUGAUAAUGGUGUGUUUGAGGUUGUGUCCACCAAUGGUGACACUCAUUUGGGAGGAGAAGACUUUGAUCAGAGAGUCAUGGAACACUUCAUUAAGCUCUACAAGAAGAAGAAGGGAAAAGACAUCAGGAAAGACAACCGUGCAGUUCAGAAACUCCGUCGUGAGGUAGAAAAAGCCAAGCGAACCCUUUCAUCACAGCAUCAGGCUAAGAUUGAAAUUGAAUCACUCUUUGAUGGAGAAGACUUCUCCGAAACCAUCACCCGUGCCAGAUUUGAGGAACUUAACAUGGACUUGUUCAGAUCCACAAUGAAACCAGUGAAACAAGUCUUGGAGGAUGCUGACCUGAAAAAGGAAGACAUUGAUGAGAUUGUCUUGGUUGGAGGUUCCACUAGAAUUCCCAAAGUACAACAGCUGGUCAAAGACUUUUUCAAUGGAAAAGAGCCUAACCGUGGAGUGAACCCAGAUGAGGCUGUUGCUUAUGGUGCUGCUGUGCAAGCUGGUGUAUUGAGUGGAGAGGAAGACACUGGUGAUCUUCUGCUGUUAGAUGUUAACCCCUUGACUAUGGGUAUCGAGACCGUUGGUGGAGUCAUGACCAAACUUAUUCCCCGUAACACAGUUAUCCCCACCAAAAAAUCCCAGAUCUUUUCCACAGCUGCUGAUAACCAGCCAACUGUGACCAUCCAAGUCUUCGAAGGAGAGCGUCCAAUGACAAAGGACAACCAUGUGCUUGGUAAAUUUGAUCUAACUGGAAUCCCACCUGCACCCAGAGGCGUCCCACAGAUUGAGGUGACAUUUGAAAUUGAUGUAAAUGGAAUUUUAAAGGUCACAGCUGAAGACAAGGGAACAGGAACCAAAAACCACAUUGUUAUCCAAAAUGAUAACAACAGACUGUCACCAGAAGACAUUGAGAGAAUGAUCAAUGAUGCUGAAAAGUUUGCUGAUGAAGACAAGAAAGUCAAGGAAAAAGUAGAAUCAAAGAAUGAAUUAGAAAGCUACGCAUAUUCUCUUAAAAACCAAAUAGGAGAUAAAGAAAAAUUAGGAGGAAAAUUGAGUGAUGAAGAUAAAAAGACAAUUGAGGAUGCUGUUGAUGAGAAAAUUAAAUGGAUGGAAUCUAAUGCUGAUGCUGAAGUAGAAGACUUAAAAGCACAAAAGAAAGAGUUGGAAGAAGUUGUGCAGCCAAUAAUGAGCAAACUUUACCAAGGAGCAGGUGGUGCUCCACCCCCAUCAGGGGAGGAGGGAGCUGAUGAAAAAGACGAGUUAUAAAGACAGUUUCUUUAGGUUAUUCGAUCAACUUUCCAUUUUUUAUUCCUCAUCAGUCAGUGGCCCACUGCAAAAUUCUUGAUUAAGUUUUAUGUUUCAGUGCUAAGGUACAUGUUAUUGUGUGUAUAGAAAGGUCUCCUCAAUUAUAUUGCAUCCUUUAAAGUAUUUUUUUAUUGACAUAUUGGAUUGUAUGUGUUUUCAUUUCUUUCGUGUUAGGGGCCAUUCCAUUCUCAAGAAGAAUGCUUGUGUUAGAGAAAAUCUCAUGCAGCAUAAUUAAUUUGUUUUUACCGAUCAUGCAUCAUGUAUAUCACAACAAGAUUUCAUGUUGUUGAGUUUGAUGUAGAAUACAAGUGGUAGAAGUGUUGCAGUUUCUCAUGAUGAAGGUGUGAAGAGUAUGUUAUGAAGGAUAUAGCUCAUACAAAAUGAAGAUGCUGCCAAAUUUACUGCAAAUCGCAUCCAGUAAAAAUUGAAUCUUCUGCUCUAUUUAUUGACAGCUGUGUGUGAAUGAGUAUGCGUUGUGUGACUGUCUUGGGAAUACAAGUAAAUUUUGAACAAGGUGUGAUGGAUGAAAUCCAUGUAUACAUGUAAAUGUGUUGUUGUUAUGGAUACAUGUAUAUGAUGGAUAUUUAAUAAAUUUCUAAAAAUUAAAA
Molecule: messenger RNA, 2845 nt
Organism: Ostrea edulis (European flat oyster)
Lineage: Eukaryota; Metazoa; Mollusca; Bivalvia; Ostreida; Ostreidae
Product: endoplasmic reticulum chaperone BiP-like
Exons: 7
Coding region: 213-2198 (661 amino acids)
Biological process (GO): cellular response to unfolded protein; protein refolding; endoplasmic reticulum unfolded protein response
Cellular component (GO): endoplasmic reticulum chaperone complex; endoplasmic reticulum lumen; membrane
Molecular function (GO): heat shock protein binding; ATP hydrolysis activity; ATP-dependent protein folding chaperone
Source: RefSeq, a predicted model, not a curated record